AUGGAUAAGAGUUUGGUCACCCUGGAUCUGUUUCCGUAUGAGAAGCUACAUGACCCCAAGGUUGCUUGUGGCCCAGCAGACAAUGAGCAAGCUGAAGAGAAAAUAAACCUGGCGAGGAUGAGGUUUAUGACGUACGAAGAGAAAAGAGAGGAGGCGCGGCACAAUGUCUCAACAAAACUAACUCUCUACACCGAUCCAUGGACCAUCAAGCAGGAAAUAACCGAAAGCAAUCAUGGCUAUAUCAACCAUCUUUUUCUAACCGAAAGCUUUGUACGUAGCGACAUUCUGAGGUACCUCCCUGUGUCUGAUCAAGGGGUAGUACUCGAAGAAGGCCCUGGCUUAACAGUCGACGUGUAUGAUGACGACACUUCUACUAUGCACAACCUGGUUCUUAUGAAAUGGCCCGACUCUACAAGCUAUAUUCUCCUCAAUGGAUGGCAUAAGGAUUUUGUGGUGAGAAGAGCUCUGAAGGGAGGCGAUGUGGUUGGAAUGUAUUGGGAUCCUUAUGGUUUCAAGCUUCACUUUUGUGUGCUUUCUCGUGCACCCAUAAGAGCUAGCUCAGGUUCCGUUGCAAUGGGUUCAGCAUCAUUUGCUCCUCGUCCUGCAGGUCCAUAG
Camelina sativa (false flax) is the source of this 615-nucleotide messenger RNA. The record is from RefSeq and is a predicted model, not a curated record. Lineage: Eukaryota; Viridiplantae; Streptophyta; Magnoliopsida; Brassicales; Brassicaceae.